Neltuma alba is the source of this 1658-nucleotide messenger RNA. Its product is annotated as ABSCISIC ACID-INSENSITIVE 5-like protein 4. The record is from RefSeq and is a predicted model, not a curated record. NCBI's taxonomy places the organism in Eukaryota, Viridiplantae, Streptophyta, Magnoliopsida, Fabales, Fabaceae. Gene Ontology annotation, cellular component: nucleus. Gene Ontology annotation, molecular function: DNA-binding transcription factor activity. Gene Ontology annotation, biological process: positive regulation of DNA-templated transcription.
CUCAGUUCCAUUUUUGGGCUUCGUUUUUUUCUUUAGGAACUCGUGGCUGGUUAUAAAUCGUAACUCCGCAAGAUUGUACAUGAAAUUAUUCUCUUGUUCUUCUCGCUUUAGUGAGUGUCCAGUUUCAUUUAACCUCGGAAUAAUGGCUGGCAAUCUAUUUUGAUCCGAGGUUUAUUAUGAGAGAGGAUAUCAGAAGGUCCCUGUCUUUUUUCCUGUCACAGAGUUCCCCUCUAAGAAGCUGUCUUUGUUCGAUUCUUAUGUAAGUUGUUCAAUGAAUAGAUUCUAAUGUAUUUGUGAACAGUUAGAUCUGAAUCCAGGUGGAGCCAACAGACAGAAAGCACCAGCUGAAAACACCACAUGAUCUACUCACUACUGGUAUUAGUUCAGCCGUACGAUUGCCAUGCAAGAAAAGAGUUUGCUUAAGUAAAGCCUCUUGCGUCGCGUCAACUUGAAGAAGUCUUCAUUCAAAAUUCAAACAAGAUGAGAUCAAACAUGAACUUCAAGGGCUACGAGGAUACCAACAACCCCAAUUCCAUCGGCAAUAAUGGAAGCAGGCCGCCUGCAAAUCUCUUGAGGCAACCUUCAAUAUACUCCCUCACUUUUGACGAGUUUCAGAGCACUAUAGGUGGCCUUGGAAAGGACUUCGGCUCAAUGAACAUGGAUGAACUCUUGAAGAACAUAUGGACAGCCGAAGAGACUCAAUCACUAGCUAUGUCAUCUUCAGCUAACGGAGGAGAAGGUAGUAAAAACAACAUCACCAUCGUCAACAACAACAAUUAUUAUAGUAAUCCUAAUGGUAAUUUGCAGAAACAAGGGUCACUUACUUUGCCAAGGACUCUUAGUCAAAAGACUGUUGAUGAGGUUUGGAGGGACUUGAUGAGAGACAGUAGUGGGGGUAACAGUACGAAAGUUAAUAGUGGUGGGGUUGUUCCUUCCGCUUCUGCCAUGCCUCAGAGGCAACCAACUUUAGGUGAAAUAACAUUAGAGGAAUUCUUGGUAAGAGCAGGGGUUGUGAGAGAGGACAAUAAUAAUGUGCCUCUUCAAACUGGAAGACAUCAAUGGUUCAAUAACGACAACGCUGGCUUAAUGCUGGGGUUUCAGCAGCCAAACGGGAACUUGGGAAAUGCUAACCCGAUGGUGAAUAGCAAUAAUCCAGUUUCCAAACAACCUCCCACUGUGUCAUUGCAGGUAGGUAGUGGUACUGGUACUCAUACACAACACCAGCAGCCACCGCUUUUCCCCAAACCGGUGAAUGUGGCUUUUGCGGCGGCGGCGGCGGCUCCGAUGCAUUUGGUGAAUAAUUCUCAGAUUGACGGGAGGGGAGGGAUGAUGGGGGUUCAUCAGGGAGGUGGUUUGACGGUGGCGGGGUCUCCGAGGAGUCAGAUAUCGCCUCCGGCGGAGGGUGUGACAAGGAGCAAGGGGGAUCCGUCGUUGCAAUCGCCAGUACCGUAUGUGAUUAACAGGCCCAGGAAGUGCAGUGCGCUAGAGAAAGUGGUGGAGAGGAGGCAGAGGAGGAUGAUUAAGAACAGAGAAUCGGCUGCCAGGUCUCGGGCUCGCAAGCAGGCCUAUACUUUAGAACUGGAAGCUGAAGUCGAGAAACUCAAGGAUUUGAACCGAGAGCUAAAACGAAAGCAGGCUAAAUUUAUGGAAAUGCAGAA